AUGGCGCUCGAGGACGCUGGAGAUUUGGUUCUCCACAUCAUAUUAUCCAAAAUCGGUCCUGAGAGCACGGCGAGAGUGGCUUGUGUCAGCAAACGCCUUAAGGGCUCCGCCUCCGAGGAAUCCCUCUGGUCGAUUUUCUGUUCUAUUGAUCUUAACAUCUCUACUCCUCUCGAUCCGAAUGGCGACCCUGCUCCUUCCUUCAAGACAGCAUAUCAGCUAUGGAGGGAGUCCUUUAGAAUGUAUCCUUGGAGCCUCGUUAAACGAGUGAGACGUUGUUGGGACAACCUCAAACUAUGGCUCAGCUUAAACUUCCCUGAAUCGAAGGCAACGCUGAGAAAAGGUGCCACAGAGGACGAUCUUGAAGAAUUCGAGGCUGCUCUCGGAGUGAAACUUCCUCUUCCAACAAGGCUCCUCUACCGUUUCGUCGAUGGCCAAGAGCCUUCUUCCUCCAGUGGGUUUGUUGGGUCUCUGGGGGUUAUAGGUGGCUAUUCUAUCUACUCUCACGCAGUCAAUGUCUACUUGCUGCCUCUUAAGGAAGUGAUAAACGUGACAAACGACACCUUGCGCAAACUCGGUAACGCGAGCAGGUUGAACCUUGUCGUUGUGGCUCUAUCCGCAUUGACAAGUCUGAAACUGUUUUUCCUGGACUGCACAAGCGGGCAGCUCUAUACUGGGACAUCGACGGGCCAAAUGCUUCCUUGUGUACCCGAAUCUUUGGUUAGAUCGGUUCAUGAUAUCAACGGCGGCGACGAGCAACAGGACGCCAUGCUGCUUUGGUUGGAAGAGCAUGGCAGGCGGUUACAAAGCGGCACUUUAAAAGUCCGUGAAGAGGGAAACGUUAAAGGUAUCAGCUUGUUCCCGGAGCUUCCUCCCUCGUGCUCUGUCGCUGUGACCAAUGGUGUGCAGGUUCGUGCUUCGGCUGUGUUUGCCCCGGAAAUAUCUAAUCUCCGGCAGCGGCCGCCGGAUUACUGGUAUGCAUAUUCCAUCCGCAUGUCUCUCGCGCCAGAAGGAUGCUUCUUGAAUGGGACACACCAUAGCUCUUGCCAGCUGUAUUGGAGGCAUUGGGUUAUCCGAGCUGAUGGUGCGGUGAUAGAUAAUGUUAAUGGAGAAGCUGUGAUAGGACAGUACCCGCUCUUAAAGUCCGGUGAGGAAGAGUUUGUGUACCAGAGUUGUUCAGGUUCUCCAACAACUAGUGGAUCCAUUGAGGGAUCUUUCACCUUUGUACCUGGAAGUUUGAAAGUUCCAAAAGGGAGUGAAUUCGAAGUGAAAGUCGCAGAGUUCCCUCUCAAGUUACCGGACUACAUCUUCUAA
Thlaspi arvense is the source of this 1311-nucleotide messenger RNA. The record is from the annotation of a GenBank genome assembly. NCBI's taxonomy places the organism in Eukaryota, Viridiplantae, Streptophyta, Magnoliopsida, Brassicales, Brassicaceae.